This is a messenger RNA of Aphis gossypii (cotton aphid), 2815 nucleotides long. RefSeq names its product T-box transcription factor T homolog 1-like. Gene Ontology annotation, molecular function: RNA polymerase II cis-regulatory region sequence-specific DNA binding; DNA-binding transcription factor activity, RNA polymerase II-specific. The record is from RefSeq and is a predicted model, not a curated record. NCBI's taxonomy places the organism in Eukaryota, Metazoa, Arthropoda, Insecta, Hemiptera, Aphididae. Gene Ontology annotation, biological process: cell fate specification; heart morphogenesis; mesoderm formation. The transcript is spliced from 5 exons. Gene Ontology annotation, cellular component: nucleus. Bases 362 to 1267 code for a protein of 301 amino acids.
CCGAAGGAUAUAUUAUAUUCGAGCGGUAUCCAUUGAUGAGGAAUAAUAAUAUAUCUCUUUUCACACAACAAUAAAACGCACGCGUUUACAACAAACAAUUGGUAUAAUGUACUGUAAUGGGUGCAAUAAAAUAAAAGAAGUCUCCACCUACUGACCACCAAGUCAUUUCUGUCGGUGGGACCGUUCGAAAAUUUCUAAAAUUUUACCUGCCCAGUCACUGGGCACUCAGGUGUGAACGAGACAACACUAAUGUGAGAAACAAAAAUGUGCGUUACUUGUUAAUUGUGUUUUCGUGUAUUGAAUAAUUCUUGGUCCAAUUGUGUUUGUAUCAAGAAAACAAAAAACAAAACAAAACAAAAAAAUGAAUAUUAAUUCGAGAGACAUGACUACUUCCGAAUUACAGAACUUGACUUGGGGAAAAAGGCAUCAAGUGCGAUCAAGAUUGUUGGAUGCUCAACUUUGGUCUGAGUUCUUAGCUAUCAAUAAUGAAAUGAUUGUCACAAAAACGGGAAGGAGAAUGUUUCCGGUGAUUAAAACGCAAGUUACCGGGUUGUGUCCAGGAGAUAUGUACACUGUAUUUUUGGAGUUUGUGCAAGUGGUUGGACAACGAUGGAAGUACAUAAAUAGCGAGUGGUCGCCAACCACCACGUCGGACCCGGCUACAAAGAACCCAUUUUAUAAACACCCGGAAUCACCGAAUUUUGGCAAACAUUGGAUGGAUCAACCGAUUUCAUUUGCUAAAAUCAAACUUACCAACAGACCGGAUAAUCCGGGACAGACUCAUUUAAAUUCAUUACAUCAAUAUGAGACUAAACUUCAUAUAGUCAAAGUUGGAGAUCCGGAUGAUGUACAAAUUUUUGCAAUGCCUCAGACCAGGUUUAUGGCAGUCACAGCUUAUCAAAAUGAAGAGGUGACCAAACUUAAAAUCAAAUAUAAUCCAUUUGCUAAGGCGUUUAAAGACACCAAAGUCAAAGCUGAGGAAAAGGAUAGAAGAGAACACCAAGAUGUUUAUCAGCCAGCACUUGGAUACGAAAGCAGCUUGAAUUUUUCUCACCAAGAGAAUUAUAAUACAACAACAUCUGACGAUUGGUUAUCUCAGUAUGGAGGCCAAAGAGAACAAAUGAACCGAUGUCAAUGUACGGCUUGUUAUUUUGUUAAGCCACAAGUUAAUCAUAAAAAGUGUGUCCCAAUUUAUGGUUCCGGUCAAGACGAUGAACAUUCCACGUAUCAGCCAGCAUCCUACAGUUGGACACAAUUAGGAGGAUAACGUAAAACAUAUACCUAACAUUUAUGUAUUUUUACAGCCUGAUAUGUUGACUGUUUUAAUUUAAUUAUUAUUUGAUUUGGGUUGUAUUUUGUACAAAUUAUGUUAUUAAUCAUUGUUACAGUUGAUGUAUGUGUAUAUUUAUAAUACAUCAUAUAAGAUUUGACGUGGAAUUUUUUUCACUGCUCAUGUUUUUCAAUUUUAAUUGAUAUGAUAUUGAUUUGCCAGAAAAUGUAUCAAAAAAAAAACAAUUUUUGUCUUAAAAACUAAUUUAUUACUAACAUGCACAUUUUUCCUCUGACAGAACUCGUGAGCUAUCCAAUUUAAUGAAUAAAUAACAAUUCAUUUUUAAAUAGAAAUAGUUUAAUACAUUUUUUAAAUUAAUUGCUAUAAUUCAACACAUAGUAAAAAAAUGUAGGAACAUCAUAAUUAAAUUAAUGUACUCUUAGUAUAUUGUUUAGAUAGCAUUCCUCCAUUCUGUUAUAUAUAUAUAUUUAUUUUUAUAAUUUAAUGAAUAAAUAAUAUUAAGCAUUAAUAAUAUAUUAAUGUCUAUAAUUAUUGAAAAAAUAUACUCUACAGUAAAAAAUGUAUACUUCUUGUUUUUUUUGUAAAUGUUGAUAUAUUUUAAUGAUGGUAUAUUUAGGAUUGUGACUAAGGGGAUUUGUAAAAGAGCUUUUAAAAAUGUAAAGGUGGGUGGUAAAUAAUUUAAUGUUAACUAUUUUACUAAGACUAGAGAGAUCAAAUUUAAUAUAUUAAUACAAUAUCUAAUAUUGUAAUAAUAUACAUUUAUAAUAAUAGCAUAAUUAAUUUUAUUUAAAAGUUUAACGAAAAAAGAAAUUUGAAUAUGUCAUAAUUUAUAACAGUGGGUUUGAAUAGUCAUUGGACUAUUUAAAAAAUGUUAUUUUAAAAUCAAUUAUAAAACUUAUAAGUACCUAUGUUUGUUAUAUUUAAUAUUAAAUAUGUAUGUAUUAAAAAUUUCAUAGAUGGCCAUGUAAUAAUAUUUGAAUGAUGAUUAAUUUAGUUGUAUAAAUUUGGCUAUCUAUUAUUACACUGACAAAGUGCAUCAGCCAUUGUAAAUAAUGCCGAGUUGAUUUUAUUUUCUUCAUUUAUGGUUUGAUUUUGAUAUACAACAAGCAAUUUUAUUAUUAUUUGGUCACUCUUAAUAUUGUCUUAUUACCAUCAUUGGUAAUAAGUAAUAACAUAUUAAUUGUACCCAAAUCACAUGUUAUGACAAUAUUAAUGGUAUAUCUUUUUUUUUAUAUUAAGCUAAUAACGUUAGAACUUAAUACUUUAAUACAAUUUAAAAAAAAUAAACAUGAAAAGUUUUAUUUAAAAAGUUAUAAUAAUAAAAUCAAUGGUACAUAAUAUUAAGUAAUAAUUAGAUUAAGAAUUGAUAUUCUUGAUUAAAAAAAUCUAUUUAUUUUAUAAGAAUCUUAAUAUUAUUGAUUACUUUUAAUCCUGAAUCCUGAUAAGCCUUAAACUCACUUCCAGCAAUCAAUCAUAAUCUACAAGUGGCCUGAAAAAAUAAAAAAUACUUAUAAAUACAAUUUA